Molecule: messenger RNA, 3062 nt
Organism: Cryptotermes secundus
Lineage: Eukaryota; Metazoa; Arthropoda; Insecta; Blattodea; Kalotermitidae
Product: dipeptidyl peptidase 9
Exons: 18
Coding region: 308-2854 (848 amino acids)
Biological process (GO): proteolysis
Molecular function (GO): dipeptidyl-peptidase activity; serine-type peptidase activity
Source: RefSeq, a predicted model, not a curated record
UUAAAAAUGUAUCCGCUUUUAUUUAUAUGAUCAGAAUUGGAUGACAAGAUUGUUAGAAUUAUUUUGCGUUAUGUUUGCCCUGUAGUUCGUUGUUGUGGAAAGUAUGGUUUGGCAUCAGCUGCUGCUAUAUUUGUCAAAUUUUGCAUACAUAUUUCAUUAGAAAUGAUACGUAUAUGGAAAAUUAUUAAGCAUAAUGAUUACAGUAGUGAUAAGUAAUUUAUAAAUUGACCUGCUAUGCGGCCCUGUUCCAAAAGAAAGUUGUGGUGAAAGGACUUCUAAAAGUCUUGGCAGGCUGGAGUCGUGGAAGAUGGAAGGCCAUGAGGAGCCUCGAAGCAGUAAUAAUGGUGAAAAGCUGUCAUGGUCUGAACUGAGGAAUGUGGUUUGUGAUUUACGUCGGCAGUUAUCUGGUUUAUCAACAAUGGUGCCAGGUUCUGUGUCAUUCCGGACAUUACCUGAUGGAAGGACACGCAUUUAUUUUUUAAGCACACCAGCAAAUGGGUGGGAAAUGACAUUACUUUAUGCAGAUGUAAUGAAUGGUGCCCAUCACACAGGAUCACAUCGCUUACAGUGGGUACCUGUUAUAGAAGCAAACUUCCAGAGUCUCUCAAGUGUGAGCAGCACCUUCUCACGUGAAGAGCAGCUACUUUCGGAGCGUAGGAGGUUAGCAACAUGGGGAAUCACUUCAUAUGAACUCCACCAAGAGUCAGGAAAACUUGUCUUUCCAGCAGCUGGCAGUUUGUUCCAGUGUCUUGACACUGGAUUUGUGAAUGGACCCCUGUUUCCAGCUGAACUACGAAUGAAUUCAUGUGGGGCAAGGCUGAACCCUCAGAUUUGUCCCUCCAACCCUGAUCUUGUAGCUUAUGUGUGUAACAGUGACAUAUGGGUGUCACACACAUUAACAGGAAGCACCUUAAGGUUGACGUUUGCUCAUAAAGGUGGCCGUAGUAUAUCAGACGACCCUCUUAGUGCUGGGAUCCCAUCUUAUGUGAUGCAGGAAGAAUUCAGCAGGUAUCAGGGUUACUGGUGGCAACCAAUAAAUAUUGAUGGUAUUUACAGAAUAGUUUACGAAGAAGUAGACGAAAGCGAUGUUAAAAUAUUCUGUUUUCCAUCUGGAAAUUUUGGAGAAGCAGAGGAAUUUAGGUUCCCACGUGCUGGCACACCUAACUCGAGAUCUAAUCUGAAGAUGGUACAAUUUAGACUGAAUGACAAUAUGCAAAUUAUGGAUUUUUAUAUGUUAGAACUUCAGUAUCCACUUUCAGGAAUGUUUCCUUGGAUGGAGUACUUGGUUAGAGUAGGUUGGACUCCAAAUGCAGAACACCUAUGGGUGCAGCUUUUGGACCGAAGACAGCAGAGACUGGAGUUGGUUUUACUCUCUAUGGAUAACUUCACAGAACCUCCACCUAACAUGUACGAUGUAGAGAACAGCUUGAACCCACCCGCAUCUGCCGUCCAAGUCAUAUACGCACAGCAUUCUGACCUCUGGAUCAAUGUGAAUGACCUGUUGUACUUCUUCCCAACAAGUGAGAAUGGGGAGCUGAGGUUUGUGUGGGCAACAGAGGAAACUGGUUUCCGACAUCUCUACUUGAUCACGGCACAGAUGUCUGGUUUCAGCAAUGGAGUGGAGGAAACACUGGAGCGUAUGGAAAGUGAGGAAUUGUACUCUUCCCUACUCAGCUCCACUCUUCAAUUUGUGCGCAGUGUGUUUCUGCAACCACGUGUUGGCCAGAAAGUGGCACUAACUUCUGGUGAAUGGGAAGUUCUGGGUCGUUCUCUUUGGGUUGACCCUGAUCAUCAGCUGGUAUACUUCCUGGGGUUAAGAGAAUCUCCAUUGGAGAAACAUUUGUAUGUGGUGUCCCUGAGGAGGCCGGGUGAAGUUAGAUUGCUAACACGUCCGGGCUAUUCGUACAGCAUCGAUUUCAAUAAGGAGUGCACCAUGUUUGUGGCUGUCUACAGUAAUAUUCAGAAGUUACCAACAUGCCAAGUAUUCAGAAUAUCGCAUACAGACUGGACUGUGGAAGGUGUAAUGCUCACACCUGUCGGGUACUUAUUAGAACCUUCUGCUCUAGAAGGUGAAUUUUAUUGUCCAGAACUGUAUACUCAUCAGAUCUCAUCAGGGGACCUCCUCUAUGCCAUGGUGUUCAAGCCUCACUGUUUUCAACCUGGAAAAAAGUACCCAACUGUUCUGAACAUAUAUGGAGGCCCUGAAGUACAGUUGGUAUCCAAUACUUUUAAGGGAAUGCGUCAGUUACGAAUGCACAUGUUAGCUGCUCAGGGUUAUUGUGUUGUUGCCAUUGAUUCACGAGGUUCGCAACACCGGGGUUUGCAGUUCGAAAGCCAUUUACGAGGGAGAAUGGGCACAGUAGAAAUUGAAGAUCAGAUAGAGGUGUUGCAGUGGUUGGCAGAAAGUCUAGGUUUUAUAGACAUGAGUCGGGUAGCCAUUCACGGCUGGUCCUAUGGUGGCUACCUAAGUCUCAUGGCACUUGCUCAGCAUCCUGAAAUCUUCAAGAUCUCGAUAGCUGGAGCACCUGUAACUUCUUGGACACUGUAUGAUACAGGCUACACAGAGAGGUACAUGGACCUCCCUGAGAACAAUGAGCAAGGAUAUCGAACAGGAUCUAUACUCAGUUAUGUCCACCAGUUCCCAGAUGAUGAAAAUCGUCUUCUGAUAAUCCAUGGACUGAUUGAUGAGAAUGUGCACUUCUUCCAUACUAGCCAACUUAUUGCUGCUAUGAUUAAAGCUGGAAAACCAUACCAAUUACAGGUGUACCCAAAUGAAAGACACAGCCUGCGUCACUUGGAUGCCAGCAAACAUUAUGAAACAACACUUCUCUCGUUCCUCCAGAACCACUUAUAGUGCGGGGACAUAGUGUGCUGUUGUUCUGCCUGCCCUCCUUUUAAUACUACAACAUUGCAAUGAUAGGUGCAGUAAAUAUCUACAGUUGUGGUAUUUAGAAGCGACAGUCCUCCGACGCGGAGUAGGAGAAGUGUUGGUAGUGGCGGGGAGAGCUCCAGCAUGCUGACAAGUGUGGAGGGGAAUGCAGUACAGGCGUUCUCAAAAGGAA